AGAUAGUCAGUUACCAUGGAGCAGCAUCAGAAGGUGGAGAGGUUGCGGGUGAGACUGGUGCCCGCUGCGACGGCGGAGGAACGGUCCAGAAAUAUCAUAGCCAAUGUGGUGCUGGAGGAUGGUAUGGUGCCGUUCAUAGAUGACCAUGCCGCAGAGAAGGUAACCCUGAUCGCCCAGGAGUCAGCUGCUCCAGUUUCCGCCUCCAGUCAGCAGCCACGUCUCCGGUACUAUGCUGUAGGACCUUUAACCUACAAGUUACUGUGCCCACUCUGUCGGGAGAGAAGCGAAGCGGCUGUGAUGAGGGCAGCUAGUUGCAAGGACGCCAGCUUCUGUCUCAGUCUGCUUUCCUGCAUUUUUCCACUCUUCUGGAUCUGCUGCGUGUGCACCUGGUGCGGAUGCAACCGGGAAUGGACCACCAAGGGCGUUUAUUGCAGCUCGUGUGGCGGCAAAGUGGGAAUCCAGCGCAAGGCCAAAUAGGCUACUCAAUGGACCAAUUAAAAUGAAAUUAAUGCCAAAUAUUUAUACGUUUUGUAAUUCUAUUACGCAUCUAACUCAAUUAAAGACGCACCGUAAAUCAA
Messenger RNA from Drosophila subpulchrella, 578 nucleotides. RefSeq lists its product as uncharacterized. Lineage: Eukaryota; Metazoa; Arthropoda; Insecta; Diptera; Drosophilidae. The record is from RefSeq and is a predicted model, not a curated record. The transcript has 2 exons. Bases 16 to 477 code for a protein of 153 amino acids.